CAUAUAAGUGUGUGCGUGUGUCUGUGUGCGUUCGUGCGUGCAUGCGUGUGUGGGUGUGUGUGUGAGUCAUGCUGUACUCUCUUGGUUGACUUCCCUGGGCCAUCAUUUAGUGGCUGUUGAUAGAAGGCACUACCCUCGAUCGGAAAGCCUUGUUUGAGGAACAUGGGCAGUUCAAAAUCCUUUCUAUCACAGUACUGCAAUGUCUUACAAUGACUUAUCAUUAUGAUGAAGCGAAAUGUCAUGAUGUUGUAUUGUUAUAAUACUACUCUCACUCAAAAGAAAAAAAUUGAAAGAGAAAGUCCAACACAACUUUAACAAACACUCGGUGACAUGAAGGAGUGCAUGGCCGGGUCAAAAUGUGCGUGUAGCGAACCGGCCUCAGAGACUUUCUCCAGAAUCGCUCAUCCAAACAGCCUCACACUUGACACUUCCUUGGGUCCUCGGCAAUUCACCCGCCAAGUAUGAGGUCGAUCGAAUGAAUGGUUGUUGAGAAAAUGGUUGUUGAGAAAAUCUCACUCCAUGACCACCCUCAUUCAUAUCUAUAAGCCUUUAGUGAAUGAUGAGGUCAUCAUUACCAGAUGAUGUAUACACAUUUGUAGGCGAAUAGUAAGUGCCCAGCAGACCAUUCUAUCCAGUGGACUGUCCCAACUGGUAGGCUGCUCUAUCCAUCAUACAUCUAGGGGGACACUCCCACUUGUGAUGUCACUCGAGGGUAGAUGUUGAGAUGGCUUGUAAUGGUUGAUCACACCACCUACCUACCGUCUUAAAAUAGGAUCCUUUAACAUAUACGAAUGUAUGUUAAUGUUUUGUUACUAAUUAGUUUGUGUUAAACGAAAGGCUUAUAAAUGACUUAUGACUGAAUGUUGUUGUAAAGUCUUCAUAAAUUCACAUGACAUAAACAUGUAUGCAGAGACCCUAAUUGGAUGACACUGCAGUGUACUGAGCAGUUGUUGUUAUUUGUUUGUGUCAUGUCGAGUUGGGAUGCAUUGGUUUCCCUAAUCAUGUGUCACCAUUGUGCGUGAAUUGUGAAUGUGAGGCAAUUUUGUGAAGCGCUUUGGGCGGCUAAUGGUCAGAAAAGCGCUAUAUAAAUGCAGUCCAUUUACAUUUGUGUUGGCUUGUGUUCAGACUAUUUGUGUCACAUCGCUUUCUUGUGCAAUGUUGUUGUGUUGUUGUGCUUUUCCAUCGAAUUGUGUAGUUGUAGUUGUGUUGUUGUGUCUUUGUGUUACGUAUCAUUGAGUCAUCGUAUAGUUCUUCUGUUGUGUCUUCGUGUAUUUGUAUUAUUGUGUCGUAAUGUCAUUGUAUAGUAGUGUUGUUUUUGUCUUUGUGGUAUAGUUUCGUUAUGUAGUUUUAGAAUAUUUCUGUCUUUGUGUUAUUGUGUUGUUGAGUCAGAGUGUAGUUGUAACGUUGUAUGGUUGUAUAGUUGUGUGUCCUGUGUGUGUGUGUACUAUCCCUGAGCCAUAGCUCUGACCUGUGACUAUCAGCGGGGAGCCUGCAGGCCAACCGCCAGCCGCCAGAGGUGAGAAAACCCAUCCACCGGGAAGGACCUCUAGUAAUAACAACGGUGGAAAAGAGGCGCCCGAUGAUGGCCUGCUCAAAAGGCUCUCAUCCCACGGUCUACAAUGCAGGGCUUAUUUUUAGCCGUGCAAUCUGCUUUUGUCAAAGAAGCAAUCCAACUGAACUAGUUCCAUAAUAGACCGCUGACCCAUUUUGGAUACAAUACCACCAAUUAAGACUUCUGAUGAUUAUUUUAACCUUAUCUAGAAGUAAAUAUGCACCUGAAUUCAUAACCUUAUAUCCUAGAAUGGUAAAAGGUAAAUGGACUGCAUUUAUUAAGCGCUUUUAUAACCGUAGGCCACUCAGAGCGCUUAAAUUAAUAAUUGCCUACCGCAGGCAGUGUCAACCAUGCAAGGUAACAGCCAGCUCAUCGGGAGCAGUUGGGGUUUGGUGUUUUUCUCAGGGAUACAUCGACACUAAGCUCAGAGGUGCCAGGGAUCAAACUAGCAACCUUCCGUUUACCAGUCAACCCGCUAUACCUCCAGAGCAAUCCCGAACCAAAUACAUUUGAUGCAUCUGGAUUCCAGACACAUGUGUGUACAAUGUUCAGAACACUGUAUCCCUGCAAAAUUAUUUUAAGCGUAAAAUACUUUACUUAGUGGGGAAGCUUUCCGCAUUAAACUGGUAAACUUAAAUUCGACAACGCUGUGCCUUGCUGUAAAGGAGACAGCAGGUCAGGGUCACCGAAUCAGGAAGGCUGUUGGGUCUGGAAAGGGCAAGGAUCAUUUUACGAGUUGUUGUAAAAUGAUGCUGAAGUAGGUGCAUGAAAGGGGCUUAUCUAUUGAAAAACCACAGCCAGUAUGAAGUGAAAUACUAAUGUAGGUUUGUAGAGGCCGUAGCCCGUAGGGUUUGAGGAGAAGUCAGAUAUGGUGACAUUAUCUUUCCUGUACUAUUUUGUUGGGUGAGAGGUAUACAAAUAUUUUAUUUUCUAUUGAAAAACACUUUCAUAGAUAUCAAUACAUUAUAUUAUAAUAAUUUUAGAUUGAAAAACUGAUCAGUUGCUAAAAUUAAAAACGUAUACAUCAUUUUUGUUAAAGGUAGUUUACAGAAAACAGAACACAUGGUUUGUUAGGACUCCAUGUUUGAUUUCAAUUCAGACAUAUUUUUCAACACAUGUAUGUCAUUCAUGAAAGGCGCUGUUGGAGGAGACAAAGGGAAUCGAACCCAGGACCUUUCAGCUGGGAGUCCACCCCACAUAGAAAAGCUUGCCCCUUAGUUACAUUUGUAAUCAGGAUUAGUUUGGAUUUAGUUUGUAUCCACAACAACUAAACACACAAUUGAAUUGGUAACUAAUCUUUUGAGAUGGCUCAGAAACAGCUCCUGCAUAGGCAUGCAUGGCACCAAAAGACCUAGCCUAUCUUUUUAGCUGUCGAUAUCUAGAUGCCAAGCUCACAAUAUAAAUGUUUUUGCUCAAGUAUUUGGUCUGCUGUCCUAAACUGCAGGCAUAUGCAGAGAGCUGGCUCUCCGCCUAUUGAGUCCUUGAGUCUCAAAAUGACUUCAUGAGUGAGUGCAUUGUUUUGUAUUUUGUUUGUUUUGCUUUGAUUAGGCUGCUGGACGCGCACGUCUUGAUGAACUUGAUGGGGCGUUUACUCGUCACGUUGGUCUGCUGCACAGAGCGCAAGUGACGGCGCUCACUUCUGCUUGUCCUUGUGUGUGUGAGUGACGUCGUGCAUGUGAGGAAUCGUAAUCGAGGCGCAGGUGAACAGACAUAGUGGUUCAAUCUCUUCCCGGAGUUUGCCAUUUGAAGACACAAAGUCAUUAUCUAUCUAGGAAAGACCUAGAUCUCCUUGGCUUUAAGGACACCGUGUGGUUGGGUACAGGCCACUUGGUUACGGGAGAAAGGAUGACACAUAUGGCUCCACAGGGGUCACUACGGCUACUUUUUGCGCUGUCCUGUGUGGUGAACACCUGCUUCGGCCUGACCUACAUCUGUCCGGCGAUCUGUCGCUGUAAGGUGGAGACGUUUCGAUGCAACAAAGAGACCCAGGGCAUCCAUGAAAGUGGGCUUUCCUUUCGGCCAUUAAGACUCAGCCAUUUGUCCGUGAAAAUAGUUCCACGACAUGCCUUCAAAGACAUCAACGUGACCAGAAUUGAAAUCUCCCAAAGUGUCAUUGUCACAGAAAUACAGCGCCAUGCAUUCCUCUCCCUGCACUGCUUGUCUGAAAUCUCGUUGCAGAACAUCAUCAGUCUGAGAUAUAUUGAGAAAGGAGCUUUCACUGACCUUCCGAGACUCGAGUACUUGAGCAUCCUCAAUACCGGCAUGGUGCAUUUCCCCGACUUCACCUCUGUCUCCUCCCUCAUGUCCAACUUCAUCAUAGAAAUGGCGGAUAACACAAAGAUUGACUCUAUCCCGGCCAACUCUUUCAACGGUUUUGCAGAGGACUAUAUCUUCAUGAACCUGUACAGAAAUGGUUUCAAGGAAAUUCAUUCUCAUGCCUUCAAUGGAACCAAAAUAAACAGCCUAGAUUUAAGAGACAACAAACAUCUCUACCAUAUCCAUGAAGGUGCUUUUGACGGUGCUUUGGGACCAAUGGUGCUGGAUAUUUCCUCCACAGCCCUGAGUUCGUUCCCCGCUGAAGGGUUGACGCAGGUGAGGUUCCUGACAGCGGUGUCUGCCUACACUCUGAAGGUCCUGCCCUCACUAGAAAGCUUUACUGAACUGCGGGAAGCUAACCUGACGUACCCCAGCCACUGUUGUGCCUUCCAAAGGAAACAGAGGGAAAGUGCAUUAAAGAACCUCACAAGGCUCUGUGAUGUCAACGAGGCGGACAUGGAACCAGCAGACGAUGGUUUGUACGGAAUCGAUUACAUCACCUCCCAGUAUCCGGACAUGGAACUGGACUGCCUGAACAGUUCCUUCAUCAAGUGCACCCCAAAGCCCGAUGCCUUCAACCCCUGCGAGGACUUGCUGGGCUACUCCUUCCUCCGCUCCAUAACCUGGGUCAUAACACUCUCCGCAGUGGCCGGCAAUCUGGGCGUGUUGGUUAUCCUCCUGGUUAGCCACCAGAAGUUGACCAUUUCCCGAUUUCUAAUCUGUAACCUGGCCUUCGCAGACCUCUGCAUGGGGCUCUACCUGUUGCUGAUUGCAGCCAUGGAUUCCUACUCUAGCCCUCAGUACUAUAACCACGCCGUUGACUGGCAGACCGGUCCGGGCUGCAGCAUUGCAGGAUUCUUGACGAUGUUUGCCAGUGAACUGUCGGUCUACACCCUGACCGUGAUCAGCCUGGAACGUUGGCACACAAUCACCAAUGCCAUGCACCUACACAAGCGGCUCCGGCUACGUCACGUGUCGUUCAUAAUGGCCGCAGGCUGGGGCUUCUCUCUGUUGGUGGCUCUGCUCCCUCUUGUGGGGGUCAGCAGCUACAGCAAAGUGAGCAUCUGCCUGCCCAUGGACAUCGAGACGCGAGGCUCCCAGUUCUACGUGAUGGCUCUGCUGAUCCUCAAGGUCGUGGCCUUCGCGCUGGUCUGCCUGUGCUAUGUCUGCAUUUACCUGAGCGUCCGCAACCCCGCGCUCACCACACACCACGGAGACACCAAGAUCGCAAAGCGCAUGGCUGUGCUCAUCUUCACCGACUUUCUCUGCAUGGCACCCAUCUCCUUCUUUGCCAUUUCGGCAGCCCUGCGUAUGCCCCUCAUCACGGUGUCCCACUCCAAGAUCCUGCUGAUCCUGUUCUACCCCAUCAACUCCCUGUGCAACCCCUUCCUGUACACCAUCUUCACCAGGGCGUUCCGCAGGGACCUCUGGCGGUUCCUUCAGCGCUGGGACUCCUGCCAAACCAAGCCUGGGAUCUCCAGGAACCAGAAGAAGCCCGUGCGCACGAUCAUUGCCAACAACAAACUGUCAGGCGUCAGACCCCCCUUGUUUAACUUCUAUGCCUAUCACAUCAAAAUGCAGGGUUGCUUACUCAACAAAGGAGAGACAUGAUCACAGACUCUAUCAUCACUUGGUCGUUAUCUCGAUUGGUCAAAAAUUGUCCCGGCUCGGAAUGGCUAUCUGCUGAAAACAUCAAUAAAAAAACCUUUUCGUUGUGCUUCGGUCAAGAGAACGAUUAGCAGCUCAUGUAUCAACAAAGAUGUAGACAGGUCAUUAGCACUUGAACAGCCCACCAAAAAGGGAAUUAAGUACCGCAAUUCAAGAGAUGAGUACAGAUAAAAUGGGCUGCAAUGACAGACUAUUUGUUAGGGGAACACAAGAGCAUACUGGGAAAUCAUGUGGUUCCAAGUCUUCUUUGGUUUAAUUAUGUCUUAUGUCACAACUGUAUAUCGUUACACUUGUGUAUUUGGUAGACAGAGUUCCUUCAGACAUUCUGCAGAACCGCGAUGGCAUCAUGAGACGGGGUUCCUCAGUAGUCUGGUGCUACCUGAUGAUUAGAGAUCUCGCUGGAGCGUUUAGAGACCGACUUGUGAGUCAAGGGUUACUGGCUCCUGAGGGUAACUCAGGAAAUAUCCCAUGAAUGCAGACAGCACCAACUCUUUCACACACUACUUCUGUCCAGUUUAAUAUGAAUGUAAUGCACACUCAAUUUUUGUAAUAAAAAAU
Gadus morhua (Atlantic cod) is the source of this 6094-nucleotide messenger RNA. Its product is annotated as lutropin-choriogonadotropic hormone receptor. Gene Ontology annotation, biological process: phospholipase C-activating G protein-coupled receptor signaling pathway; male gonad development; luteinizing hormone signaling pathway. Gene Ontology annotation, cellular component: plasma membrane. The record is from RefSeq and is a predicted model, not a curated record. NCBI's taxonomy places the organism in Eukaryota, Metazoa, Chordata, Actinopteri, Gadiformes, Gadidae. The transcript is spliced from 11 exons. The coding region runs from base 3398 to 5479 and encodes 693 amino acids. Gene Ontology annotation, molecular function: luteinizing hormone receptor activity; G protein-coupled peptide receptor activity.